Molecule: messenger RNA, 1794 nt
Organism: Ananas comosus (pineapple)
Lineage: Eukaryota; Viridiplantae; Streptophyta; Magnoliopsida; Poales; Bromeliaceae
Exons: 12
Coding region: 38-1354 (438 amino acids)
Source: RefSeq, a predicted model, not a curated record
UUUUAAUUUUGCUCUGUAUGAACAGAAGCACAAGGUGAUGGUGAGAGCUUCAACAUUACGUACUACGGUGGGUUCAAGCGCCUCUUCGUCAUGGGCAACGACAACACCAAGUCAUGUUGGGCCGUCUUCAAUUGGGUCUGAUUUACCUUCAUCCCCUCCUGAUAUAGCAGAUUCUACUAUAGUGAGGAAGAAGGGUCGGGGGGUGACUAAAAAUGUUAAGUGGUUUAAAAAGUUUAAGACGGGAGAAAAGAGUGCAGUAACGAUCGAUAGUGACUUAAGAAGAGCAGUGGCAGGUGAUGUUGUACCUUUUAUAACUGAAAUGGGAGUGGUUCUUCGGCAGUACACAGUAUUGUCAAAUAAAAGAUGGAAGGAAGUGCCAAAUCAUAUAAAGCAAAAGAUGUUUGAUGAUUUACUUGGAAAGUUUGAUGGCAUACAAGGAGAAAAAGCGAAUGUGUUAGACCACCUCAAGAAGAUGUACAGAGAAUGGCGACAUCGUCUGCAUCGAUAUUAUUUACGUUUUAAUAGUGACGAGGAAAGGCUAACUAAGGUUCCAGAAAAUGUCACAGAUAAUGAUUGGAGAUAUUUGGUCAAAUAUUUCGGUUCGGAGGAGUUUAAGUAUCUAUCAGCUCGUAAUAAAAACAAUCGGGCCAAGCAAGGAAUUUCUACUAUCAAGGGUAGAACAUCAUUUGUUAGGAUUAGAUAUAAUAUGAGGGAUCCCGUGACUCAAGCGGAGCCAAAAAUGACAGACUAUUGGAAAGCGACGCAUUUACGACAUAAUGGAGAUUGGAUGGAUGGUCGAUCAAAGGAUGUUAUGGAGACGCUUGAGGAUAUUGAAAAGGAGCAGUUGCAAAGCGGGGGACCUCUACUAACCCCUGAGGAGCAAAUGUCUAAAGCUUGUGGGACACGUUCAGGGUAUAUUCGGGGAUUAGGGUGUGGACCUCGUCCUAUUUCGCGUAGAGGUGCAGAAUUUAGAGAGGCUUAUCAGCGAGAGGUUGAGGAUUUGAGGGGUGCAUUAGAGCGUCAACAACAAGAGGCGGAGAAUCGAGAGCAACGUUUAAGGCUUGAAGCAGAGGAGCGCGAACAUCGCUUAAGGCUUGAGGCCGAGGAGCGAGAGCGUCGUUUUAGGAUCGAGGCAGAGGAGCGGGAAUGUCGCUUACGAUUAGAGGCAGAGGAGAGGGAGCGGCGGAUACGCUCAGAAAUGCGUUCAGAAAUUUGUGCAGAAUUUCAAGCUCAGUUGCAAAUGAUCAUGGCGCAUAUUCCUGGACUGCAGAAUGUGCAUUCUGCAUCAUCAACAUCAGAUGGCUAUCCUAUCAAGGGGAGAGGGCCUCAACUAGCUCCUAGACAACCUUGCUAAGAAGUUUAAAAGUCAUUGCAAGUUCCGCGUCACGCUCGUUGCUCGCUGAUUGGAGGGCUCAAGGGAAGUUGUUGGUACGUGGGGAGAAGAAGUUUUGCUGUGUUGCUGUAAGAUUACUACCAGGGGAAGCUAAAUCCCAGCUCUAGAGAGGUUUUCGAACUACCUGGGGCUGAGUUGGUGACCCGGGAGACUAGUUUGGAAGGUGUUCCAACUGAGGCGAGAGUGCGAUCGACUCUUGGAGUGACUUUAGCUGACUUGUGAGAACUCUUGAAGACUCAACUUGAGGAUUGGGACCUCGUUGGACUGAUUAUUGGGACAUUUUGUGACUGAGUUGAGCUUAGUAUGAGGUGGGUUUGACCUAACCAGAACAAGUGGAGCUUCCCUAUGUUCUAUAUGUGCUAUAGACUUAAUACCGUUGUAUGAUUCCGUGAGUGUUAUAG